Messenger RNA from Melitaea cinxia (Glanville fritillary), 1424 nucleotides. RefSeq names its product translation initiation factor eIF-2B subunit gamma (gene eIF2Bgamma). Gene Ontology annotation, cellular component: eukaryotic translation initiation factor 2B complex; guanyl-nucleotide exchange factor complex. The record is from RefSeq and is a predicted model, not a curated record. The coding region runs from base 16 to 1395 and encodes 459 amino acids. Gene Ontology annotation, biological process: cytoplasmic translational initiation; biosynthetic process. The transcript has 4 exons. Gene Ontology annotation, molecular function: guanyl-nucleotide exchange factor activity; translation initiation factor activity. NCBI's taxonomy places the organism in Eukaryota, Metazoa, Arthropoda, Insecta, Lepidoptera, Nymphalidae.
UAAAAAAGUACACAAAUGCAUAAGAUUCUAGAGUUUCAAGCCGUUAUACUGGCUGCGGGAAGAGGAUCCCGCUUGCCUGAUGUAGGAGGAACAGUGUCAAAAUGUCUACUGCCUGUUGGACCCUAUCCAGUUCUUUGGUACUCACUGAAUAUGCUUGAAAAAUAUGGAUUUCAAGAAACCUUAGUAGUGGUUCUUGACGAGGACAAGUCAAACAUAUUAAAUGCACUAGAAAAGUGUCCUUUAAAAAUUAAAUAUGAACUAAUUGUCAUACCUUCUGAAGAAGACUGGGGCACUGCAAACUCUCUAAAACAUAUAAGCAGCCGAGUAACAACUGAUCUAAUAGUUGUAUCUGGAGAUCUUAUCACUAAUGUUAAUUUAAACGAAGUUCUGAACCUUUAUAGAAAACAUGAUGCAGCCCUUGCUUCUUUAUUCUUUAAUAAUGGUCCAGAAGAAUGGAUCGAACUGCCAGGACUAAAAAGUAAAGCUAAACCAGAUAGGGAUCUCGUCUGUAUUGAUAAAGAAACAGAAAGGCUUGUAUUCUUAGCUAGUGCAAGUGAUUUUGAAGAGAAUGUAAGAAUACCCCGAGCGUUGCUUAAAAAGUUCAGUUCCAUUAGCAUGUAUAGUAAAUUAUUAGAUGCUCAUUUAUAUGUGAUGAAAAAUUGGCUUGUUAAUUACCUUAUUGAAUCUGACAAGUUUACUUCAAUAAAAGGAGAGUUUGUACCUCAUAUUGUAAAAAAGCAGCUUUCAAAACCGAAAGCACCGUUAGAUAGAAAAGGAACCUCGGAGAGAAAUGUGGAUAUUGGUAAAGAUAUUUUUGAUUUUGCCAUCGACUACGGAUACGAAAGUAAAAUAAGAGAAAUGUCAGCAUACAAUGAUCAUAAACUUGGCAGCAAAGGAGUUUAUUAUAAUGAUGUAUUGAGAUGCUAUGCUCUAAUUCCAAGUAAAAAUACAUUUGGAGUCAGAGUGAACACACUUUCAUCAUUCUAUUUAUGUAACAAUAAGAUACUGUCAAAAUGGGAAGAAGUGACUGGUUCGACUCUCACAGACAAAAUACAUCCUAACAGUGAUGUAAAAACUAAACAAAUCGAUGAGUCAUGCACUGUAGGAGAGAAAAGUAUUAUUGCUGAGAAAACCUCCAUAAAAUCAACAUUUGUGGGGGCAAACUGUGUCAUUGAAAAUAAAGUUCGAUUAACUAAUUGUAUACUAAUGAAUAAUGUUACUAUAAAAGAAGGAUGUACACUUCAAGAUUGUGUUAUAUACACCGGAGCAACUGUGGAGUCAGGUUGUAACCUUCAGUACUGUCUUAUUGGUCCUCAUCAUGUUGUUUCUGCUUCUUCAGCUGGCAAUCAUCAAUUAUUUGCUGAAACCACUGACAAUAUGAUUACACUAGGGUGAUUGUAAUUGAAUACAAAUAUUCUUAUUAA